CGCGCGCUGGCCCGGCAGCAUGGCGGCGGCGGCGGGCGCUCCUCCGCCGGGUCCGCCGCAGCCACCUCCGCCGCCGCCGCCCGAGGAGUCGUCGGACAGCGAGCCCGAGGCGGAGCCCGGCUCCCCGCAGAAGCUCAUCCGCAAGGUGUCCACGUCGGGCCAGAUCCGCCAGAAGACCGUCAUCAAGGAGGGGAUGCUGACCAAACAGAACAAUUCAUUCCAGCGAUCAAAACGGAGAUACUUUAAGCUGCGGGGCCGAACGCUGUACUACGCAAAAACGGCAAAGUCGAUCAUAUUUGAUGAGGUGGACCUGACAGACGCCAGUGUGGCUGAAUCCAGCACCAAGAACGUCAACAACAGUUUCACGGUCAUCACUCCAUGUAGGAAGCUCAUCUUGUGUGCCGAUAACAGGAAAGAAAUGGAAGAGUGGAUCGCAGCACUGAAGACCGUCCAGAACAGGGAGCACUUUGAGCCUACCCAGUACAGCAUGGACCAUUUCUCAGGGAUGCACAAUUGGUACGCCUGCUCCCAUGCGAGGCCGACCUACUGCAAUGUGUGCCGGGAGGCUCUGUCCGGGGUCACGUCACAUGGGCUGUCCUGUGAAGUGUGCAAAUUUAAGGCCCACAAACGGUGUGCUGUGCGUGCAACCAACAACUGCAAGUGGACCACGCUGGCCUCCAUUGGGAAGGACAUCAUUGAGGACGAGGACGGGAUCGCCAUGCCGCACCAGUGGCUGGAAGGAAACCUGCCCGUGAGUGCCAAGUGCACGGUGUGCGACAAGACGUGUGGCAGCGUGCUGCGCCUGCAGGACUGGCGCUGCCUCUGGUGUAAGGCCAUGGUGCACACGUCAUGUAAAGAGUCCUUACAGACCAAGUGCCCGCUGGGCCUGUGCAAGGUGUCGGUCAUCCCGCCCACUGCGCUCAACAGCAUCGAUUCUGAUGGCUUCUGGAAGGCCACGUGCCCUCCGUCCUGCACAAGCCCAUUGUUGGUCUUUGUCAAUUCCAAAAGUGGGGACAACCAGGGUGUGAAGUUCCUCAGAAGAUUCAAACAGCUGCUGAACCCCGCCCAAGUCUUUGACCUCAUGAACGGAGGACCACACCUCGGCUUACGCUUAUUCCAGAAGUUUGAUACAUUCCGGAUUCUGGUUUGUGGUGGGGAUGGCAGUGUUGGCUGGGUUCUCUCUGAAAUCGACAGCCUCAAUCUUCAUAAACAGUGUCAGCUGGGAGUGCUGCCCCUCGGCACAGGGAACGACCUGGCUCGAGUGUUAGGCUGGGGCUCAGCCUGUGACGAUGACACCCAGCUCCCACAGAUCUUGGAAAAGCUGGAACGAGCCAGCACCAAGAUGCUGGACCGGUGGAGCGUCAUGGCUUACGAGACCAAACUCCCUCGGCAGGCCUCCUCUUCCAUGGGCACUGAGGACUUCAGUGAGGGCUCUGAGGUGCAACAAAUUCUCUUCUAUGAAGAUUCAGUCGCGGCCCAUCUUUCUAAAAUCCUGACCUCCGACCAGCACUCGGUGGUGAUCUCAUCGGCCAAAGUGCUCUGCGAGACGGUGAAGGACUUUGUGGCUCGGGUGGGGAAGGCCUACGAGAAGACCACCGAGAGCUCGGAGGAGUCAGAGGUCAUGGCCAAGAAGUGCUCUGUCCUGAAAGAGAAGCUGGACUCUCUCCUCAAGACCCUGGAUGAUGAGUCCCAGGCCUCAUCCACCCUGCCCACCCCACCCCCCACCAUCGCGGAGGAGGCGGAAGAUGGAGACGGGACGGGCAGCGGCUGCGGCUCCACGGGGGAGCGCUCGCUGGGGUCGGCGUGCCCCGGCCGGCCGCAGAUAUUCCGUCCACGGGAGCAACUCAUGCUCAGAGCCAACAGCCUAAAGAAAGCCAUCCGUCAGAUCAUAGAACACACAGAAAAAGCUGUUGACGAGCAGAACGCCCAGACCCAGGAACAGCAGGGGUUUGCCUUAGGACUCUCUGAGUCAGAGGAGAAAAAAGACCCGAAGUUGGAUGACAGAGUGUGUCCCACCGAGAGCUACGGGGUUACCAAGGGCAGGAGCCUCCGCAAAGUGUCCAAAUCCCCAUGUGAGAAGCUGAUAAGCAAAGGAAGUUUGUCACUGGGCAGUUCUGCCUCUCUUCCUCCCCAGUCAGGAAACCGGGAUGGCCUGCCAGCCCUGAACACCAAGAUCCUGUUCUCGAACGUUCGGGCUGGGAUGUCUGGUUCCUUGCCUGGAGGUUCUGUCAUCAGUCGCCUAUUAAUUAAUGCUGAUCCCUUUAACUCGGAACCAGAAAACCUAGAGUAUUACACAGAGAAGUGCGUCAUGAACAAUUACUUUGGCAUCGGCCUGGAUGCGAAGAUAUCGCUGGAUUUCAACAACAAGCGUGAUGAGCACCCAGAGAAGUGCAGGAGUCGGACCAAGAAUAUGAUGUGGUACGGAGUUCUUGGAACCAAAGAGUUGCUGCACAGAACCUACAAGAACCUGGAGCAGAAGGUCCUGUUGGAGUGUGAUGGGCGACCCAUCCCACUCCCCAGCCUCCAGGGGAUUGCUGUCCUCAACAUUCCCAGCUAUGCUGGAGGGACAAACUUCUGGGGGGGCACCAAGGAAGAUGAUACUUUUGCAGCUCCGUCAUUUGAUGAUAAGAUCCUGGAGGUGGUCGCUGUGUUUGGCAGCAUGCAGAUGGCUGUGUCUCGUGUCAUUAAGCUGCAGCAUCACCGAAUCGCCCAGUGUCGUACCGUGAAGAUUUCCAUCCUGGGGGAUGAGGGCGUACCCGUGCAGGUGGACGGAGAGGCCUGGAUCCAGCCUCCAGGAUACAUUCGGAUUAUCCACAAGAACCGGGCACAGACGCUCACCAGAGAUAGGGCCUUUGAGAACACGCUCAAGUCCUGGGAAGACAAGCAGAAGUGUGAACUUCCUCGCCCUCCAUCUUUCUCUCUGCACCCGGAGAUCCUGUCUGAGGAAGAGGCCACCCAGAUGGACCAGUUCGGGCAGGCGGCGGGAGCCCUCAUCCACAGUAUCCGGGAGAUAGCUCAGUCCCAUCAAGACAUGGAGCAGGAACUUGCCCACGCCGUCAAUGCCAGUUCCAAGUCCAUGGACCGAGUGUACGGCAAGCCCAGAACCACAGAGGGGCUGAACUGCAGCUUUGUCCUGGAAAUGGUGAAUAACAUCAAAGCUCUGCGCAGUGAGACGGAACUGCUGCUGGCUGGGAAGGUGGCUCUGCAGCUGGAUCCCCCUCAGAAAGAGCGGCUUGGGGCUGCUCUCACAGAGAUGGACCAGCAACUGAGGAAGCUGGCAGACACCCCCUGGCUGUGCCAGCCCAUGGAGCCUGGUGAUGAAGAGAAUGUGAUGCUGGAGCUUUCCAAGCGCAGCCGCAGCGGCAAGUUCCGCCUGGUGACGAAGUUUAAGAAAGAGAAAAACAGCAAGAACAGAGAAGCUCGCAGUAGCCUGGGAGCCCCGGUUCACCUCUGGGGGACAGAGGAGGUUGCUGCCUGGCUGGAGCACCUCAGUCUCUGUGAGUAUAAGGACAUCUUCACGCGACACGACAUCCGGGGCUCCGAGCUCCUGCACCUAGAGCGGAGGGACCUCAAGGACCUCGGCGUGACCAAGGUGGGCCACGUGAAGAGGAUCCUGUGCGGCAUCAAGGAGCUGAGCCGGAGCGCCCCCGCCCCCGAGGCCUAGCCCUGGCCCUGGCGGCCCGCGCCCCCCGCGCCCCCCGCGCCCCCGCGGCUGAGGCCGGGCCCCGCGCCGGCCCCUUCUCAUGGUGCUACUCCCUUCGCUCCACACGGGAGGCCUCGCAGGUGCCCUUUCUGUGACCGCUCCGGGGUCUCGGACCCACAACACAGCUACCUUUGAAAUAGCACCCGGCCCCGCCGGCGGCGUGGGGGCGGCCGCGCCACCUCUCCGUUCUCGCUGACCUCGCCCCGGGCCGGGCCGGCCUCCUGGGCCCCGGGCAGCCCGCGUUGGCCGAGCGGCUUCCUCGCCGCGAGCCCCGUGCUCGCGCACCGUGUGGCAUCUCCGGGGCGCGCAGACCCUGGCCCAGCCGGCAGCCUCCUGCCCGGGAAAGGUUGUGCCCGCCAGCCACCCUGGCUCUUGGCAGCAGCCCCGCGGGGCCCCCGCGGCUGUCGUCCCGUUUACCGACCGUCGGUCACAGCGACCCUGCCCCUCCUGGCUUGAGAGCGCCGGGACGCGUCGCUAGGCCCGUCCGUUUUCACUUGACCCGGAGAGGAGGCAAACCCGCUCCUCCUCAAGCCAAGUGACCGGGUGGCUGUGAUCUUGGGCUGACACAUCCCCUGCCCGUUCGCCUGUGGUCCCUUGUCCCGGCUGGUACCCUCUCAAGCUGCUGACGUGGGACGUCUGUCCCCGAGACGCCGUAGCCUCUCCUGUCUCUCCACAGACAGAGGACGUGUUUGCGUGAGCUUGCUGUUGGGGGGAGAGCGCGCUUCCUGGGCGCCGGGGAGACUCCCCUCCCCGUUCUGGGGGAGCCCGGGCUUGGUCCCGGGCCAGCGUCCCGACGGUCUCUGACCACGUGGAUGGCUCUGUCUCAUGACGCUCUGGCCCACGUCCCCAGCCCUCCUGGGCCCGGGCGGGGGAACGGCGUCCGGCUGCCAGCCAGGGCCCUAUGCCCCAAAGUGGGGGUGGGUGGGGGCGGAGCUGAGCGUCCGCAGGCCGUGCCACCCCCCGCCGGAGCUCGCUUCACCCCUUGUUCGUGCGAGGGGACUGGGCUGCCGGCGCCAUCCGGUCACCCUUGGGGGCUCUGGGGAACUCACCGCUGAACAGCCUCUACUUGCCACUUGCUUUGCAGGCCCCUGUGCCCCCCCCUUACUGGUGUGCACGGUGGGCCCCUCCGUGAGCCCAGCCGGGCCCAUGCCUCUGGUUUGGAGGUGCUCCUGCUGCUGGCCUUCCGGGCGCCCGGCCCGCUCCUGUCCCGAGGGCGGAGUGGCUGCACUGGGCUUGGGGUGAAGAGGCCCGUGCUCCGCAGGGCCACUGUGUGUGGCCUUCCCACCCCGAGUUCCGGUGCCCGUUCGGGACAUGGAAGGCAGAGAGGGAUCAUCUGGCCACCAGCAAUCACUGGCUUUCCAGGUAGAACAGGCUGAGGAAGGAGACUGUGGGGACCCGACCCUGCGGUACCAGAAUGGCACGUGUGCUGUCCUCUCUGGCAGGGACCAGGGACAAGCACGCACGCGGCGAGGGGGGUGGCGGCGGCGGCGGCUGGGGCUGAAGCUGGGGCUGAAGCUGCGGGGCCACCCCAGGCCCUCCCGGCCCUCUCUCGGGAAAGCCUGAGGGUUGGGUCAAGCAUGGUGUUGAAAAUUAAUGUGUUGUCAGUGAUGAAAACAACACUGUUUACGUAAAAACCAUUUUUCUGAUUCUAGUAAGUUAGAGGUGAAUGGAGUAAAAGUGAGUGUCGCGUGGAAGUGCAUCGCUGUGGGGCCGGCGCCGUGUCGCCCUCUGUAGGGCUGCUUCUCUGCCUGGCCCGACCCGUCCCCGCUGUGGCUGGGGGUGGGGGGGAAUCUUGGAGAAAAGGUUUUGUGCCCUCGGGUGGGGCUUACCCCUCAUAUUUAUGAUCUUAAUUUAUACAGUGCCCGCCGUGGAAGCAAAUGUCUCCUGUAUCGCUGUGUACAUACCCGAUCUGGGGGUGUAAAUAGGCUGUUCUGUGUAUAAAUAAAAUCUUCCGUUGUCAGA
Mirounga angustirostris (Northern elephant seal) is the source of this 5665-nucleotide messenger RNA. RefSeq names its product diacylglycerol kinase delta (gene DGKD). Lineage: Eukaryota; Metazoa; Chordata; Mammalia; Carnivora; Phocidae. The coding region runs from base 20 to 3664 and encodes 1214 amino acids. The record is from RefSeq and is a predicted model, not a curated record. Gene Ontology annotation, biological process: lipid phosphorylation; diacylglycerol metabolic process; intracellular signal transduction. Gene Ontology annotation, molecular function: protein homodimerization activity; ATP-dependent diacylglycerol kinase activity; protein heterodimerization activity. The transcript is spliced from 30 exons.